AUGGGAGGAUGCUUCUCCAAACCCAAACCAGUGGAAGUUAAAGUGGAGCUGUCUCUGCUGGAGAAAGAAAAAGAGGUGGAUGGGCUGUCACCUAAUGGCAAAGCAAGCCCCUUCGCCGACUGCAGACCCAACGGGGCCCUGGGGCACGGCUCUGAUGAGGACUCCACCCCCCUCCGCCUCUACCACAAACCACGGGACUACGUGGAGGCCUCCAUCUGUCAUGUUAAAGACCUGGAAAAUGGACAGAUGCGAGAAGUCGAUUUGGGAAGUGGCAGAGCUUUGCUUAUCAAGGAACAUGGAGAGUUCUCAGCCAUGGGCCACAAGUGUCCUCACUACGGUGCACCCCUGGUCAAAGGUGUCUUGUCAAAAGGACAUGUGCGCUGUCCCUGGCACGGUGCAUGUUUCAACAUCGCAACAGGAGACAUCGAAGACUUCCCUGGGCUGGACAGCCUGCCUACCUUCCAGGUCAGAGUUGAAAAGGACAAGGUGAUCAUUCGUGCAAACAAGCAGGCUCUUCAGUCACAGAAAAGGUCAAAGCCCAUGGCCCGAUGUUCAGCAGUCAUUAACUCCAGCACAGGCUUCAGCCACGUUCUCAUCAUUGGCUCAGGUCCGGCAGGUCUGGUGUGUGCAGAGACACUGAGGCAAGAGGGCUUCACCGAUCGCAUUGUCAUGUGCACCAUGGACAAACAUCCUCCGUACGACAGGCCUAAACUGAGUAAGUCCCUAGAAAGCACAGCAGAGCAGCUGAGACUGCGCUCCACCGACUUCCUCCAGAGCCACGACAUUGAGCUGUUCACAGAGAAGGAGGCUGUGGCAAUAGAUGUCAAAACACGGUCUGUGACUUUUGACGAUGGCUUGAGGAUGGAGUACAGGAAACUCUUUAUUGCUACAGGAAGCAAACCCAAACCAAUGAACUACAAGGGCAAGGACGUUAGGAACGUGUUUCACCUCAGGACUCCUGAAGAUGCGAACAGCAUAGCCAGGCUGGCCAACAACAAGAAUGCAGUAAUUGUGGGAACGUCAUUUGUUGGUAUGGAGGUGGCUGCAGCUCUCACUGACAAGGCCCACUCUGUCUCUGUCAUUGGGAUUGAAUCAGUCCCGUUCAAAAAAGCUCUUGGGGAGAAAGUAGGGAAAGCCAUAAUGAAGCUGUUUGAGGCAAACAGGGUGAAGUUCUACAUGCUGAAUGAGGUGUCGGAGAUGAUAGGCCAUCAUGGACAGCUUAAAGAGGUGGUACUGAAGAGUGGAAAAGUGCUACGGGCAGACGUGUGUGUCAUCGGAGCAGGAUCUGUUCCUGCAACCAGCUUCCUGAAACAGAGCGGCGUUCACAUGGACUCCAAGGGCUUCAUCACUGUCAACAAGAUGAUGCAGACCAAUGUUGACGGCGUCUUUGCUGGAGGAGAUGUGGUGAUGUUUCCUUUCCCGCAGCGCAGCAAUAAGAAGGUGAACAUCCCUCACUGGCAAAUGGCCCAUGUACACGGAAGAGUGGCAGCUCUCAGCAUGAUGGGUAGAGCCACAGAGAUCAAAACUGUGCCUUACUUCUGGUCAGCCAUGUUUGGGAAGAGCAUACGCUAUGCAGGUUAUGGUGAUGGGUUUGAUGAUGUCAUCAUACAAGGAGACCUGGAUGAAUUGAGAUUUGUGGCAUUUUAUACCAGGAGUGAGGAGGUGGUUGCAGUGGCCAGCAUGAACUAUGAUCCUAUUGUAUCCCGUGUGGCAGAGGUCUUAGGAUCUGGAAAGACGAUUAAGAAGCGAGAUGUGGAGACUGGAGAUAUUUCUUGGCUGAUUGACAAAGGCUCUCAAUGA
Molecule: messenger RNA, 1800 nt
Organism: Myripristis murdjan (pinecone soldierfish)
Lineage: Eukaryota; Metazoa; Chordata; Actinopteri; Holocentriformes; Holocentridae
Gene: aifm3
Product: AIF family member 3
Exons: 19
Coding region: 1-1800 (599 amino acids)
Biological process (GO): execution phase of apoptosis
Cellular component (GO): mitochondrion; cytoplasm
Molecular function (GO): 2 iron, 2 sulfur cluster binding; oxidoreductase activity, acting on NAD(P)H
Source: RefSeq, a predicted model, not a curated record